GAUGAGCAGAGGAUGUGCGGGUGUUAGCUGGGUCCCAGCAGCGGCGGGGAAGCAGGAUGUGCGCUGCAUGGCACCAGCCCCGAGGCGGGCGUGUACGGCCCGAGCCUGAGCAGGCGAUGGGCCGCCGUCCCCCGCUGACGGUGCCACAGCCUCGCUCCCCGCCGCAGCCCGGGCGAUCGCAGCGCCGGCCGUCCCGGCUCUGCCCUAAGGGAGAGAGGCUGCCGCUUUCCGGCGAGAAGUGGUCGCCCGUAGCUGCGAGCCCGUGCCGUGCCCGGGGCCGCCCUCUGCCCGGGGCCGGCUGCCAAAGGCCGCGGCGGGGCCGCGCACCCGGCGCCCCCGCCCCCGGCGUUCGCGGCUCCCCCUCCCGCCCGCAGAUAACCGCGGCCCCUCGGGCGCUUCCCCACCCGCCCAGCGCGGACUCGGCCCCGGCUCGCAGCCGCUCUCCAGGCGCCAGCUCCCUCUCGUCGGUAAGGAUGGCUCGGCAGCCCCGGGGCUUUCUGCAGGAGGCCUCUCACCAAGUCGUCGCCGGAGGCUCGGCGGGUCUUGUAGAAAUUUGCCUGAUGCAUCCCCUUGAUGUAGUGAAAACAAGGUUCCAAAUUCAAAGAGGGAAAACUGAUCCAACCAGUUACAAGAGCCUGGGGGACUGUUUUAGGACUAUUUUCCAACGAGAAGGAUUUCUUGGCUUCUACAAAGGAAUACUUCCUCCUGUUUUGGCUGAGACACCCAAAAGGGCAGUGAAGUUUUUUACCUUUGAACAAUACAAGAAGCUUCUGGGAUAUGCAUCAUUGCCACCAGGACUGGCAUUUGCAAUUGCUGGCUUGGGAUCUGGUUUGACUGAGGCAGUUGUGGUUAACCCAUUUGAAGUAGUGAAGGUUACAUUACAGACCAAUCAGAACUCUUUCACAGAGCAACCAUCUAGCUUUGUUCAAGCUCAGCAGAUCAUUAAAACCGGUGGUCUGGGCUCCCAAGGACUCAACAAAGGCCUUACUGCAACACUGGGCCGUCACGGAGUUUUUAACAUGGUUUACUUUGGAUUCUACUUCAAUGUGAAAAACAUUCUUCCAGUCAAUAAAGAUCCAAAUUUGGAGUUUUUGAGGAAAUUUGGAAUUGGGCUAGUCUCAGGAACAAUAGCCUCAAUUAUUAACAUUCCUUUUGAUGUUGCAAAAAGUAGGAUUCAAGGACCACAGCCAGUUCCUGGAGAGAUCAAGUACAGAACCUGUUUUAAAACUAUGGCAACAGUCUAUAAAGAGGAAGGAUUUCUGGCUCUGUACAAAGGCUUGCUUCCCAAGAUCAUGAGGCUCGGUCCAGGUGGUGCAGUGAUGCUUUUGGUUUACGAAUACGUUUAUGCAUGGCUUCAGGACACAGUUAAUCCCAAGGAGCAUUUCUGAAAAACAUACUCUUUAAAAUUGCAUGCAUUCUAAAAUACACUAUAAUAAAGCAAAAGUGAUUCUUAUCCUUCAUAAUGUUGAAUACCCUCAGAUUGUACUGAUGUUAAUACAAUUCCAAACAAAUAUGGUCUGUAGGUCCUGAUCCAAGAAAAUAUUCAAGUACAUGUUUUUCUGUAAGUGCAUAAUUAAAUAGCACUUGACAUUUGUAAUGGUUUUGCUGGACCAAGAGAAAAUAUAAAGCAGACUUAAAACUGAGUUUUUAAAGGACAAACUGAAAUUUCUUGACACACAAUCAUCCUAUGUAAUCACAUACUUUUUUUAAAGUUUCAGCUGAAAUGGCAAGAUAAAAACUAUCAGGAUAUUUUAAAGGAAAAAAAGGCAUAAUCCUUGGGGGGGGCAGAUACUAAGCUAAUGUAAACUGACAGCUCCAUUGACUCCACAUUAAAAAAAUUAUCCAUACUCUGCAACUCUUCAGCCAGUCUUGGGUCCAGUUUCAAUUCAGCCCAGUAUGAUUUCAGCAUUCCAAUAAAAGCUUUUCAAAUUCUUCGGAGUUUGGAUAGAAAAGGACAAGCACAAACAGACACAACCUUAAAAACAUGCAUAGUGCUAAAUAUCCUAAUGUUCUUUGCCAUAUAUAUUAUAUAAAUCUCAUUCCGAUCAAAGGUACUGAAGGUAAUUAGUAUGCAUCAAGUUGCAUAAAAAAACAAACCAACCUGGGAUUCAUAGAAGAAAUGAGUAAAUAAAUUAACAGAAAGAAGUCAUUUUAGGCAUAUGAGAUUUUACUGCAAAAUUUUUAUCCACUUUGAUAUACUAUCCCAAAAGAGCUGUCCUGUGUUAAAAGUGCUCAGUGCACCCUGACUGCCCCUUUAGCCUUUCAUUCCUACCAUGGAAUGGUGAAACAAGGCAGCACUUCUGCAGUUGCACAUAGCUAGCCGUACCCCUCGAAGAAAUGCACCUUUCUGUAGAGAAAAAAAUGUUGCUCUGAAGCUAAAAUUUUUCCUUUUCCCAGUCACUGUAAAUAUAAAUAUUCCAGGGAUGAAUUUGUGUUCUUACUAGCCAUUCCAACUCCAUCCAAUAGAGUAAAUUCUCCUAUGCUGACUGAAGACAUAGUUUCUGUUCAAGCAGUUGUGUCAUUCUACAUUUUCUCUUAAAAAACUUCUUAAAUAAUUUUAAAUCUUGCAUUAUUCUGUUAAAAUAUUAUAUAUAUAUAUAUACAUAUAAAAAUAUAUUAAAAUAUCUUCAUUAUGUAACUUGGUUUGUUGUCAAACGAGCAUACAUCUUGCAAAGUUUCAGUAUCUCCCCCAUACUACAUUCACUCUGUUAGCAAUAAUGUUCUUCCUCUGAAGGAGCUACAAACCUCUUCCUUGGCAAUCCUAAAGAAGUACUUUUCUGCAUUGUUACUUGGAAAUGGCAGUUCACAUGUGAAGUCUCAUCUCACAAGUGUAUUUAAUGCAUUGGAAAAGCAACAAAAAUCUAAAAAUAGAAAUGUGUUUUCAGCGCUUUCAAGAAUGCCUGUAUUGACAUGCUCAAUAAGCCUCUCUUUUGUCUGAAUUUGGCAACAGUGGCUUUUCAUACCUAUGCUAUUUCAUAGCUAAAAAUCAAUAAAAUUAGCUCUGUUAAAUUUUAUGGUUUUAAGGCAAGUGUUCCUCGUUGUUGCAUUUUAUUAUCGGCACUUGGCCAAAGAGAAGACACUACCAAGAUAAUUUCAGAAACCUAAACCAAAAUGCUUUAUAAUUUGUCUUU
This is a messenger RNA of Passer domesticus (house sparrow), 3131 nucleotides long. It is a transcript of the gene SLC25A21, whose product is annotated as solute carrier family 25 member 21. NCBI's taxonomy places the organism in Eukaryota, Metazoa, Chordata, Aves, Passeriformes, Passeridae. The transcript has 10 exons. The record is from RefSeq and is a predicted model, not a curated record. The coding region runs from base 57 to 1388 and encodes 443 amino acids.